Molecule: messenger RNA, 4536 nt
Organism: Lolium perenne
Lineage: Eukaryota; Viridiplantae; Streptophyta; Magnoliopsida; Poales; Poaceae
Source: RefSeq, a predicted model, not a curated record
AGAGUUGAACUUGAGAGAACCUAGACUUAUGCCUCCACCAUCCCUUUGGGAUUAGGGAAACCCCCUCCUUAGAUUAUCAAAUCUAUUGUAUCAAGGCACUCCUUAUAUGAUUAGUCACUCACACUUGUGAUUCUACCACCGGUCUCUCACUUGUGUGAUUCUACCGAUCGUAUACCGAUCUUCCUCUCGGGGAUUCUACCGCGUGUCUUUCUCUUGAGAGAUUCUAUCGGGAUAGUGGUUCGGACUAUCGGGAGUAAACCGGAAUUGUAUCGGGUUGUGUUGCGUACGUUCGCCGUGUUCUUUGUGUUCAUCCCUCGCCCCCUCUUGUUCUUGGUCAAUUUGUGAGAUCGGCCACAACCGAGCCCGUAGGGCUUGUUCAUAUGGUAUCAGAGCAAUGGUUGCCACGAAUUUGACCAUCGAAUAUCUUUAAUUUUUUCCCAAAAAAAUUGCCCCAAAAAAUAGCUCGAAAUUUGAUCUGCGAAUUCGUUGCGUUUUUUGUGGUUUUGAUCCAGAGAUUUGGUGUUCUUUAUGCUGAUCUAUCAUUCCCUCAUAUUUUCUUUGAUUAAUUCCAUCAAUUUCGCUCGAAUCUGAGGAUAUUCUGUCCGUUUCCGUGAAGAACAGCGCAAGAGUAGCUCGAGUUCAUCGUGGAGUUCUUCUCGAAAUUGGCCAACCACCGCAUCGCGCCGCGCCUCCCAUUCCUGCUCACCACCGCGCGGCCGCCGCAGCUGCCUUGCCUCCCCUCGCUACCAGGCCAACCACUAGCACGCCACCACCGCACCGGCCCGCCCGGCCCCGCCAGCAACUGCUGCAGCAGGCCUCCGCACCAUCUCCGCUCGCCUCGAGCGCCCACCCCACGCCACUCCACGCCAUCUGCCGGCCUCCGCUAGCUGCUGCCGCUCGCCCACCAGACCGCUCGCAUCGCCCCCAGGCCACGCACGCGCCUCCCACGCUCGCCAGCAGCACCAGACCAGCACGCGCCCCGGCCUACCUCGAGCGCCCUCUCCCGGCUGGCCCCACGCACGCCUCCACGAACCGCACGCUACUCAGCCUCCAGCAGUCCGCCGCACGCCAAGCAGCUGCAGCGCGUGCCUCCGCCCGCCCCUGGCCUUGCGCCUCAAUCCGGCCGCCACCAUCCCAAUUGAUUCGCAUCAAUUUCACUCCAAUCCCGCCAGCUUUAUUUCCAUCCCAGCGCAAGAUUUGACCGGACGACACGCCGGAUGGCCCGGUCGAAACCGGAGCCCAGGCCGGUGCCAACCGGCGCAGUCCAGGAGCUCUGCCCGUGUUUCGUCAAAUUUUGACUCCACUUUUUCCCCCAAAUUUUGACAACUUUCCGGAGCCCGUUUGACUCCAAAUUUUAACAGCAUCCCCCAAAUACUCCACAUAAUCCAUCUCUAAUUUGUGACGAUUUUUUGAGCCCAAUUUUUGACCGCUCGUUUUGACCCAACUUUUCGGGCAUUGAUUUAAUUUGCCCGGUUUCCGAUUUGGAGUGCAUUGGUUGUACCAUACGCGUCGGCGUCUACAUCGACAUCGUGGCAACACCUUGGGCACCCCGGUUUUCGGCGCAACUUCGCCACCAUCAUCGACACCACCUCAACAUCAUCGCAAGUUGUGUGUUUCGACACCGCCUAACAUCAAUAGGUAUAACUUGCCCCCUCUACACCUUGUAGCCCCAUUUCUUCCUUUGUGUACCUAUCCUAUUGAGAGUGGCUAUUCGAGUGUUGAGAAACAUUGCACAACUGUCACGACCGUGAGAGGGUUUGUGAGUGUGUUGUGUUGAGCGAAGCUCCGAAGCAAGCUCGGUGAGAAAAAUACACAAAAGAAGAAAAGUGUGACAUAUACAUAGAGAAAAAUAAAGCUUCUAAGCAUAGAGAAAAAAAGUGAAAAAAAGAGAAAAAAAUAGAAAAAGAAGUGUGUGUCCACCGAUACAAAAGUGUGCAAAGCUUGUGCGCACUAAGAGAGAAAAAAGAAGAGUGGCAUUUGUGCAAAUCUUGUUGCUUCCCUCUUAUCCAAUCGAGCUACCGUCUCUCUUGUGUUGGCGUGACACCGAGCUUAUAGUCUUCGGUAGGACCAUCUUGUUACUUAGCUCACUUCCUUGGUCGCGCUAACCCCAUUGUUUUCCGUUGUGUGUGUUUCCGUGUUUCCUUGACAUAGAUCACCACUCUUGACAUUUGACUUUGGAUCUUACCCACAUUUGACAAUAGACUUUUUCGUUUGCUAUCCACCCCAUACCCACCACAUAUAGAGUUCUUAGCCUUUUGCGUGUGCUUUGAGUGUGUGUGUGAGUAACCCCGGUACAAUUUUGACUUUGCUCUUGACUUGAACCAUUUUUCCGAUACUUUCUUGAAAGGUUGGAUACUUGUGUAGUUUUCCUUCCACCAUACAUAUACACAUAUCCUAGUGAGAUAUACAUGAUGACCCCACAAGAGCAAGCCGAGAUGAGAGCAUACUUCGCCGAGCUAGAUGCUCGAGAAGCCCAAAUGACACCCAAAGAUAAAGCCGAGUGCAACGCAUAUUUCAAACACCUUGAGAGCAAGAGUGAUACACCCCAUGAGUCGAGUGAGGAUGUUUCGAUUUCUAACAACUUAACCUCUACUCCUCUUGUGUUGUCUUCCUCUUUGUUAGGUUGCUCGGACAUCGACGACGCCAUUGCCAUGGAGAUGAAGGACUCUACUAUAUGUGAGAUGAGCGACUCCACUAUAUGUGAGAUGAGUAACUCCACUAUAUGUGAGCUUGAUGAGUGCCUCCACUUCGAGAGCAUGAGUGAUACACCAAGUGAGAUGAGAGUGGUAGUUGAUAGGUCAUGUGAGGCCAUUUUGAAUUCUAACAACUUACCCUCUACCUCUAGUGUGUUUCCUUGUGUCUCAUUAGAUCCCAUGGAUGACGAAACGCUGAUCAUGGAGAAGAUGUACAUGGUGCAUGAAGAUGGUGCUAUCACACCAUGCUUGACUGAAGAUGAACAUGGAGGCCACAUCGAGCCUACCUCUUCCACAACACCUACCUCAUAUGAGCGGGACUACAAAGGUACAUAUAUGGGUGUUGAUGAUGCCAUGAUCCCACUAGCGGACAUGAUGAUUUGUAAGUGCUUGCAUGAGUUGGAUGAUCCUAUUACUAUGGCAUAUGCUUCUUUCACUUUCCCUUGUGACUUGUGAUACCACCAUUAUUGAUCAUGUGGAAGUAGUUGAUUGUGACACUUUGACCAUGCCAUGCUAUGAGUGUUUCGAUUUCUAUCCUAUUGCUUGCAAUAUGUCGAACAAUUUCUCUUUCCCAUGUAUUGCUUGCAAUGUUGAUAAUGAUGCUUGUGUUGUGACAACCUUGCCGAACAAUUGCUCUUUCCCUAGGUUUGUCGACAACAAUGAUCAAAUGUUGAACAUGUUUUGUGCUACAUGCUUACAAUAUUCUCCCAUUAAUGCAACCAAAAUGAUGAACAAUUUCUCUUUCCAAUGCUUGGCUUGCAAUAGUGUUAAUAUGCUUGUGAAUGAGAUUGCCCUCAUAGCUCUCUCAAGUCUUGGAGACUUUGCAUAUAUCCAUGUUGAGCAUGUUCCUAAGUUUUCCCCGCAUAUUCACCAUGUGUACUAUAAUAUCUUGCUUACCGCUAAUGGUGAUGUGCAAAAGAAAUGGUGCAUCAUGAUAGAUGAUGUGUUCAUAUACCAUGCACACACGUUGUUCUUGUUGUCUAACAUGUGUGUAGGUACCAAAACUCCAAUGUCAACCUCGAUUGAGCACGAGUUGACAAAAAGAGCUCUUGAGAGCAUGAUACAAGUGAGCUCCAAUGAAUGGUUUCGCUCGCACACUUCGACUACACAAGAUCUCUCAAUGAGAGCACACCGACAUCUUGCUAAGGGCUCUCGACAAGUGAAGGAACAUUCAAGCGUUGGUGUCAUCUACCUCCUCUACACAUUCACGAAGACCCAUCGUCGAGGACGACUCUUUUUCAAGUGGGGGGAGAUAAUGCAGCCCGACCUACGGACUUCGCUUCAUCAUGUGCGUCAACGUCAAGAACCACACUCAAGGCCGAGGUCACGGAGGCAUGGAAGAGAAGAAGGAAGAAGAGCGUCCGAAGUCGCCUAGGAGAGAAGACGCCUGCCACAAGUUGUUGGGGGGUGACCCCCGGUAUGCCAAAGGCAUGCCAAACCGGAUGGUUGUUCCGGAUAACGAAGGUUGAUUCAGAGAAUCAUUCCGUAUCCCCUAGCUAAGAACGUACCGUAGUACCGGAACAGGCUACACUGUAGCACAUCAGCAAGACUGGUCAAAGAUGCUCUCCAGAGCUAGAAGACAAAGAUGAGCGAAGCACUUCAGCUUUAAUCGAAGCCAUGACGCUAAAGGCGAAGGAUGACGUAAAAGGUGUCGGAGGAUGUCACAGCUCCUGAUUAAAGGCAUACCGGCAUCACCGGUAGCUAAAGUAGCUUUGUAAAGUAGUUUGUCUAGUCAAAGAUCCCAUUAGGGUUUCUUAGGGUUUCUUCCCCUAUAAGCCACCCUCUCCCCUAUAUAAGGAGAGGGGGCACAGCCCUUCGCGGGCACGUCCUAAGAGAGAUCCUA